GGCCGCGGUUGGAGGUUUGGCGUCAGGAAUUGGGGUUGUUGAAAAUUCAAGUGGAGUUGUGAGUUUUGAAACACACGAAUCCAAUCCCAUAGUGAGUGAAGAACCAGAAGAAGAUAUGAUCAAGCUUUUAGGAUCGAUUAAACAUGUAUCCAAAUCCACUCUGUUGAAGAAUCGCAAUGUUAAUUCCUAUUCCUACUCUUCUUUGUUUGUCUCAUCGUCUUCCUCCCAUUCCUCAUCCGUUCACCGCCUCAAUCUAAGCGCCAAGGACGUGGUGGCAUCUUUAAGGGACUGGUUCAAGCCCCCAACGCCGAACACAGCUCUUCUCGACCGCAUCUUCAGCAUCCUAAGCUCCCAAGAGCAAGCCGCCCGGGACGAUGCGUCUUCGAGGCAUUCCGCCGACCUUGCUCUCUCCCACCUCAACAUUCAUCUCUCCGAAGCGUUUGUCCUCCAGGUCCUCUCCUACGGCCGCCGCUCCUCCAAAGGCGUUCUCUCAUGCCUCAAGUUCUUCGACUGGGCGGGCCGCCAGCCGGGUUUCCAACACACCCGAACCACCUACCAUGCCAUCUUCAAGAUUCUCUCCAAGGCGAAGCUAAUGCCCUUGAUGCUUGAGUUCUUGCAGGAUUUUAUGAAGCAUGGGUGCAUCCACAGGAUCAGAUUUUACGAAACUUUAGUUAUGGGUUAUGCCCUUGCGGGGAAACCAGGGAUGGCACUCCAGCUGUUCGGAAGAAUGCGGUUCCAGGGUAUUGAUUUGGAUACCUUCGCCUACCAUGUGCUUUUGAAUGCUCUUGUAGACGAGAGUUGCUUUGACGCCGCUGACAUGGUUGCUAAGCAGAUUUCAAUGAGGGGUUUUGAGAAUGACAUCACUUACUCCAUCCUGGUCAAGGGUUUGUGCAAGCAAAACAAGUUGGAUGAGGCAGAGGCCUAUUUGCGCAGUUUGGCUGAGAGAGAGAAGUCUGUCAGUGGGCAUGCCGUGAGUAUUAUUGUGAAUGCGCUCUGCAAGGGUAACAGGUUCAAGCAUGCCUCCACCUUGUUGGAGGAGUUCACAGAGCUUAAUGUGUCAUUGGAGCAUGCUUACGGGAUCUGGCUUCACAAUGUUGUGCAACGGGGGAGGUUAAACUGGUCCUUGGACUUUGUCAAUAGUACGAAAUUAUUAGAUAAGGAUGUACCUUUAUUUCAGUGCAAUGUUUUGGUGUUGAGACUGUUAAGAGAAUACCGACUAAAUGAAGUUUAUGAUUUGUUAAUUGAAAUGGAGAAAGAUGGUAUAUCACCUGAUAGGGUCACCAUGAAUGCUGUUUUGUGUUUCUUUUGCAAGGCAGGGAUGGUGGAUGUUGCCAUUGAGUUGUAUAACUCCAGGUCAGAGUUUGGGCUUUCUCUUAAUAGCAUGACCUAUUGUCAUUUGAUCAAUAAUUUAUGUUCCAGUGGAGUUAUUGAUGAAGCUUAUCGUGUGUUAAGAAAUUCAAUUCGAGAAGGUUACUUACCUAGUAAAAAGAUCUUAACAAUUCUUGUGGAUGCCUUGUGCAAAGAGGGAAAACUUAACAAGAUAAAGGAGCUGGUUGUUUUGUUCCUGGAGAGGAAAUUUAGGCCCUCCUAUGCUGUAUGUGACCUGUUUAUUGUGGCUUUGUGUAAAGCAAAUAGGGUUGAAGAUGCCUAUUUAUUACAUGGUGAACUUAGUAGAUUAAACAAAGAUUUGUCACCUGAAACUUACUUUCACUUGAUUCAUGGUUGCAAGUCAAAUAGGGGUGAUAUUGCUGCAACACUUCUACUUGAAAUGCAGGAGAAGGCUCAUAAACCAAAUAGAAAAUUAUUUAAAUCUGUUAUCUGUUGCCUGUGCGGUAUGCAAAGCCCGGAAAACCAGUUCUUCAAAUUGCUGGAGAUGCAGUUGUCUCAAUUUGAACCAAGCUCUCAAAUUUUUAACUACUUCAUUGUUGGGGCUGGUCAUGCCAAAAAGCCUGAACUAGCAAGAGAAGUGUUUGAGAUGAUGCAAAGAAGUGGGAUUAUGCCUUCUCUGAAGUCCGACAUCCUUAUGUUGCUUAGUUAUUUAAAGAAUGACAGAAUUUCUGAUGGUCUAAACUUCUUUAAUGAUGUACACCAGAGAAGACGCGCAGGGAGAAAACUAUACAGUUCCGUUGUUGUUGGUCUUUGCAAAGCUGACAGGAUUGAUUAUGCGUUGAAUUUCAUGAGGGAAAUGGGGAAUAAUAAUGUACUUCCAAGUAUGGAAUGCUAUGAACUUCUUACAGUCGUGUGUCAGAAGGAAAGUUAUGGUUUGGCCGUAAGUCUUGUUAAUGAGUUGGAGAAAACUAGGGGUUAUAUAUCAUCCUUUAUUGGUAAUAUAUUGUUGUUACACUCUUUAAAGACAAAGAAGUUGUAUGAGGCUUGGGUUCAAUUUAGAGAGCUGCAAGAUUCAUCAGAUAUUUCGUUUCUUGGCCAACUAAUUGGAAUAUUUUCUGGUUGUGUCAAAGCAAACCAAGAUAUUGAGAACUUGGAAGAAAUUAUUGCAAAAUGUUUCCCAGUUGAUGUCUACACAUACAAUACAUUAUUGAGGAAGUUAAGUGUAAGCAAAGUGGACCAAGCUUUUGAGUUGUAUGAUUGGAUAUGCGAGAAGGGUUAUGAGCCAAACCGAUGGACUUAUGACAUCAUAAUACACGGUCUUCUCAAAAAAGGUAGGAGAACUGAAGCUCAGAGAUGGCUGGAGGAGAUGUUUGAGAAAGGCUUUGAUCUAACAGAGAGUACCAAACUGUUAAUUUAACAGUUUGUUGAUAAAGCCAAUUGCCAGCUUCUAACAAGAAUCCUAACCAAAGGCGUAGAGAGCAAUGGAAGGGUGGCGUCUUAUCCGAUUUGGACCUACCUAUCAGAUUAAUCUCGGAAGCAGAAUUUUCAGGUAAGGAUAACACAUUUAUAUGCAUUAACAUAUAUCUAUAUAUAUGUAUAUGUUUCUGCUUGAAGAUGAUGGUUUCUGGAGACGCCAACUCCAAUUGAUUUCUGUAUUUUAUUUCAAUAAAAGUGGGCAUUAGGGAGUUAAGUGUGAUGUUGUAGACUACAAAUACAACUGCAGUCUGCCACUGCUGCGAAACGAUAUUACAUCUGAUUUAUUGUUUAAAGGGUGAGAAUACCAUUUUUGAA
Molecule: messenger RNA, 3120 nt
Organism: Hibiscus syriacus
Lineage: Eukaryota; Viridiplantae; Streptophyta; Magnoliopsida; Malvales; Malvaceae
Product: pentatricopeptide repeat-containing protein At1g71210, mitochondrial-like
Molecular function (GO): protein binding
Source: RefSeq, a predicted model, not a curated record